This is a messenger RNA of Emiliania huxleyi CCMP1516, 5070 nucleotides long. RefSeq lists its product as hypothetical. NCBI's taxonomy places the organism in Eukaryota, Haptophyta, Isochrysidales, Noelaerhabdaceae. Gene Ontology annotation, cellular component: membrane. The record is from RefSeq and is a predicted model, not a curated record. Bases 27 to 4943 code for a protein of 1638 amino acids. The transcript is spliced from 6 exons. Gene Ontology annotation, molecular function: P-type transmembrane transporter activity; nucleotide binding.
GUCCCGAGCCGCCUGGUGCUCUCCCCAUGCGGCUCGAGCAUCCGCCGACGCUUUCGUCGGUCGCGCCAUACAGGAAUCAGCCAGGCAAACGCGCGCUCAUCCCCGCCGUCUUUGCCAUCCUCUACGCGCUCGCCGGCAGCUACGUGUGGCAGACCAUCGGUGACCCGUACAAGCAGGCGUUGGUUGAGCGCGACCGGCUCGAUGCGCUGGCAAAAGCCAAGGCUGGCGAGGACGGCGCCGCCGACAGCGGCUGGGUCGGAGCGGACGAGCUUCCCGCCGCCGCGGCGGGCGGGGGCGGCGCCGGCAAGGCGGCGGAGAUGCACGAUCCGUUUGCGGACGAUGAGCUCUUCGAGGACGACGAGUCCGCGCCGAGCCGUGCGGGCGGCGGCGGCGGAGGAGGAGGAGGCGGCGGCGGCAAGGUGAGCGAGCUCAAGCCCGCCAAGUCGGCGCUCGAGUACUACACCGAGGCGAGUAGCGCGAGGCUGAAGCAGGCGCUGCCUGGCGUGGGCGACGACGAGGUGGCGGAGAUGGCCAAGGCAGAGUGGCUCGCCCUCGACGGGGGCUCGCAGAGCAAGUUCGCCCAGAUGGCGGAGGUCGACCGCAAGCGCUUCGAGCGCGAGAAGCGCGAGGCCCUCGCCGGCGGCAAGGGUAAGAACGCCACGGUCGACGCAGAGCUCGAGGAGAUCGAGAAGAAGGAGCGGCCCCUUCCCCACGAGUGGCUGCCCUCUGCCGGAGCCUGCGUGCUGCUCUUCCUCCUCUGCACAUGCAACGCGCUCUUCUACCUCAUGCCCCGCUGGCAGAUCGACUUUCGGCUGCGCGCCUUCUACGCGCCCGCCCGCUCGCUCGAGCCCGGCGUCUACCUCUGCUUUAAGCCAGAGAAGCACAAGGGCAAGCCCGCGCUCGCGCGCCGCCUCGUCUGCGAGUUCCAGCGCCAGCGCUACGAGCUCUUCAUGCGCGGCGACGCCGCCGCGGAGGACGAGCCGGUGGCAGACGGCUACGACGGCGCGGUGAGGCUGAUGCGCUGCCCGGUCGGGCUGCCCGCGUCGCAUUACGCGGCCUCGGCCGGGCUGGCCAAGAAUGAGGACGUGUCGCUGCGCGCCGAGCAGUUCGGCCCCAACGUGCUCUCCGUCAAGACGCCGCGGUUCGUCGACCUGUACAUCGAGCAGCUCCUCUCCCCGCUCGUCAUCUUUCAGAUGUUUUGCUCGGUGCUGUGGCUCCUCGACGCGGUCUCGUACGGCUUCACCGCCUUCCAGGUCUUCACGAUCCUCCUCCUCGAGUCGACCUCGGUCAUGCAGCGGCAGCGCACCUUCAAGACCCUCAACUCGAUGUCCGCCAAGCCGUUUGGCGUCUUUGUCUUCCGCACGAAGGCCUGGCAGCGCGCCUCCACCGCCGGCUUGCUUCGAUUGGCCUGGCAGCGCGUCUCCACGGUCGACCUGCUUCCAGGAGACCUCAUCUCGCUCCUCCCGCCUCGCAAGCCGGGCACGCCCGCGCCGGCGGCCGGCCAGCCCGCCCCCGGCGCCACGCCGCCUCCGCCGGGCGAGCCGAUCAACGACGUGGUGCCGUGCGACUGCCUGCUGCUGCGCGGCUCUGCGGUGGUCAACGAGGCGACGCUGACCGGCGAGUCGGUGCCGCAGAUGAAGGACAGGCUCGCGGUGGAGCCGGCGACGGCGGGCCGCGCGCUCGACAUCGAGGGCGGCGACCGCGUCCACGCCCUCUUUGCGGGCACGUCCAUCAUCGCUGCGAUGCAGCAGAGCUCUGCCGGCGCCGACUCGGCGGGCACGGGUGUGCCUGCGACGCCGGACGGCGGCUGCCUCUGCUACGUGCUGCGCACGGGCUUCUCGAGCUCGCAGGGCGAGCUGAUGCAGAUGAUCGAGUUCUCGCAGCAGGCGGUCUCGGACGACUCCAAGGAGACGAUGGCGGCGCUGCUGCUGCUCUUUGCGUUUGCCUGCGUCUCGGCGGGCUACGUCUUCCACAAGGGGCUCGAGAAGGGCGACCGCACCACGCACGAGCUGCUGCUGCGCUGCGUCAUCAUCCUCACGUCCGUCGUGCCGCGCCACCUGCCGAUGCAGACGGCGAUGGCAGUCAACACCGCCCUCAUGGCGCUGCUCAAGGCGGGCAUCUUUUGCACCGAGCCCUUCCGGCUGCCGAUGGCCGGCAAGGUGGACGCCGUCUUCUUUGACAAGACGGGCACGCUCACCUCGGACAAGCUCGUCCCCGUCGGCAUCCUCGACGCGGGCGCGGGCGCAUCCGCCAAGCCGCCGCAGCAGCGGCCCGUCGUCGACGCGUCGCCCGACUGCGCGGUGGCCAGGCCGCCCCUCAGCCUUGCCGCGACCUUCCGCGUAGGCUCCAAGCUCGUGGGCGACCCGAUCGAGACGGCCGCGCUGGAGGGGAUCGGGUGGAGGUACGACGCCCCCUCGCAGACGGCAAAGCCGGGCGACUCGGAGCCGCUCGAGCGCGCGAUCGGCGCUCUCAAGAAGCGGAUCGAGGCGGCGCCGGCGCCGGCGGCGGGGGCGGGCGCCGUGGCGGCGGCGGGAUCGGCGGCGCCCGUCUCGGGCAAGCAGCUCGAGGCGCUCAAGGGCGAGCUCGCCAAGGCGCAGGCGGAGCUGAAGCGCGUGCAGGAGUCGAAGGCGCGCUGCCCGGUGACGGCGGUGCGGAUCGUGCACCGGCACCACUUCUCGUCGGCGCUGCAGCGCAUGUCGACCAUCACAAAGGUGACGCAGCGCUCGGGCGGCACUGCCUACCGCGUGCUCGUCAAGGGCUCGCCCGAGGCCGUCCGCAUGCUGCUGCGGUCGGGCGGCGAGCCGGCGUGGUACGCCGAGGUGUACCGCGGCCUCGCGGAGCGAGGGAUGCGCGUGCUCGCCCUCGCGUACAAGGUGUGCGAGGUCGAGUCGGACGGGAGCGCGAGCGCGCUGCCCCGCGAGGAGGCGGAGGCGGACCUGGCCUUCGCCGGCUUCAUCGCUUUUGCGUGCAAGACGCGCGGCGACUCGCCGAUGGUCGUCGGCGCGCUGCUCGACUCGGCGCACCAGGUGUCGAUGCUCACCGGCGACGCGCCGCUCACCGCGCUGCACGUCGCGCGCGAGGUGCGCAUCUGCUCGCCCGACAAGCCGGCGCUGCUGCUCCGCACCGACAGCGCCGGCGGCGGGCCGCGCUGGGUCGCCGCCACGGGCGCGUCGGACGCCACGGUGGCGCCUUUCCGCGCGGAGGAGAUGCGCGGCCUCGCCGACAAGUACGAGCUGAUGGCGACGGACGGCUCCAUCGAGGAGGCGGCCGAGCAGGACGACGCCAUCUGGUCGCACUUGGACGCGCUGCGCGUGUUCGCGCGCAUGUCGCCCCCGGGCAAGGCCAAGGUGAUCCGCAUGCUGCAGGAGCGCAACGGGCGCAAGGUGGUCAUGUGCGGCGACGGCGGCAACGACUGCGGCGCGCUCAAGCAGGCCGACAUCGGGCUGGCGCUGCUCUCGGGCUACGGCGACAUGAACACGACGGGCGAGGGCGGCGAGGCGGCGGCUGGCGGCGAGGCGGCGGCCGACAAGGGGUCUGGCAAGCCGGCGGCGGGCAACAAGGCGGAGGAGGCGCUCAACCAGUCGGCAAAGACGCUCGCGCUCAAGCAGGCGCAGGCGAGCAAGGUGCAGUCGGACCUGCUCAAGGCCAAGCAGAAGGAGCUGCAGGCGAAGCAGCAGGAGUGGAUCAAGGAGGAGAUCGCGGCGGCCGAGGCGCGUGGCGAGCAGCUGGGCGUGAUGGGGCACAUGCGCAUCAUGAAGGCGACCCUCGCCCGCGUGCAGCGCGAGAUGAUGGAGGAGAGGCGCCGGCUGCAGGCCGUCCACGGCAACGUCUUCGACAAGAAGGACACCAUCGAGAAGCUGACCGCCGAGAUGGGCGAGGGGACCAACGAGCUGCCGAUGGUGCGGCCGGGUGACGCCUCGGUCGCCGCGCCCUUCACGUCGCGCUCGCCGUCGGUGCGCAACAUCGUCGACCUGGUGCGGCAGGGCCGCUGCACGCUGCUCUCCGCGCUGCAGCAGCAGCAGAUCAUGAUGCUCGAGAGCCUCAUCUCGGCGUACGUGCUGUCGGCGCUCUCGCUCGAGGGCGCGCGCUCGUCGGAGCGGCAGAUGAUCGCCUCCUCGUGGCUGCUCAUGAUUGCGCAGCUCGCCUUCUCGUACGCCACCCCCAUCCAGCAGAUGCACCCGCAGCGGCCGCUCCGGUCGCUCUUCCACCCGGCCAUCUUCUUCUCGAUGUUUGGGCAGGCGGUGCUGCACCUCUUCGCGAUGCGCGCGGCCGUCAACAUGGCGCGCGACGAGAUGGGCCCCGAGCGGCUGCAGGAGGUCGUCGAGUUCUUCCGGCGCGAGCGCUUGCGCGAGCUGAAGGAGGAGGCGCAGCAAGCCGCCUCGGAGGAGGGCGACUACAUGGCGCAGGCGAUGGCGCUGUGGACGACGCCCUUCAUGCCCAACCUGCUCAACACGUGCGUCUUCCUCGUCGAGACGGCGCAGUGCAUCGGCGUGCUGCUCGUCAACUACAAGGGGAGGCCCUGGAUGAAGGGCAUCUCCGAGAACCACCCCCUCUUCCUCUCCGUCUUUGCGACCGUCGCCGGCUGCGCCGUCUGCGCGUGGGGCAUCUUCCCCGAGGUCAACGAGCUCAUCCACCUGGAGCCAAUGCCGAACGACGCCUUCCGCUACAAGCUGAUGACCCUCGUCGGCAUCUCCAUCCUAGGCACCUUUGUGUGGGACCGGCUCUGCGUCGCAAUCUUCGCGCCCCCGAUCUUCCGCGCCAUGCUCGACGAGGCGAAGGCGCUCACGCCCGCCGACGCGAUGCCCGCCAUCAUGUCGCUCGGCAAGGUGCUCCUCGUGCUCGCCGUGCUCGGCUCGGGGAACAUCCUCAUCUGGGGCGGCGCCUACUACAUGUAUUCGCAGUUCAAAAAGGCGCGCGCGCAGCAGGCCAUGGCCUCGAUCUGAAGGCUGCUUGUCUAGUGCUGCGCUGGCGGGAGGGCAGGGGAGCAAAGCGCGUUGGGGAGCUGGGAGAGAGAGAGGGAGAGGGGGGGGGGGGGGGCUACUUGCUCGUGUCGCUGCGUGCUGGGGGGGG